AGGCUGGCAGAAUUCCCCCCCACCCCCUUCCCCCGAGCUGGGAUUCGGACAUAGAAGGAAAGGAAGGAGGGAGGGACCUGGAAUAGGGUGGUCCAGAGAGCCACCUCCCCCCACCACCCGUGGCCCUCCCACCCUCGGGACUGGAGAGGGAGGCGGAACAAAGGCGAGGAAGUUCGGCGGCGGCGGCCGGGCUGCAGUGCCGGCAGAGGGAGGCCAGAGGGCGGGCCAGCCGCUGGGACCAGCCUCCCCGCGAAUCCAUUUUGUGACUGAAGCAACCUCGCGCCUAGGAAGCUCUGCUGCGAUAUACUCGGGCAGCUCGCGUCCUGGCUGCUGCUGGCGCUGGCACACGCACUCCAUGAGCAGCUGCAGAGUAUAAUGGAGCUACUUGAAGAAGACCUCACAUGCCCUAUUUGUUGCAGCUUGUUUGAUGAUCCCCGAGUUCUGCCUUGUUCUCACAAUUUCUGCAAAAAAUGCCUGGAAGGUAUCUUGGAGGGCAAUGUCCGGAAUAUGUUGUGGAGACAAUCCCCUUUCAAGUGCCCCACUUGCCGGAAGGAAACGGCAGCUGCCGGAGUCAAUAGCCUACAAGUCAAUUACUCUCUGAAGGGAAUUGUGGAAAAAUACAACAAGAUCAAAGUCUCGCCCAAAAUGCCGGUGUGUAAGGGCCACGUAGGCCAGCCCCUCAACAUCUUCUGCUUGACAGACAUGCAGCUGAUCUGCGGGAUAUGUGCCACACGUGGCAAUCAUACCAAGCAUGUCUUCUGCUCCAUUGAGGAUGCCUAUGCUCAGGAGAAGAGUGCCUUCGAGUCACUGUUCCAAGGCUUCGAGACUUGGCGGAGGGGAGAUGCUCUUUCUCGUCUAGAUGCCUUAGAGACAAGUAAGAGGAAAUCCCUGCAGCUCCUGACUAAGGACUCAGAUAAGGUGAAGGAGUUCUUUGAGAAGCUGCAGCACACUUUGGAGCAGAAGAAGAACGAGAUCCUGUCUGACUUUGAGACCAUGAAGCUAGCAGUCAUGCAGACCUAUGACCCCGAAAUCAAUAAGCUCAAUACAAUCUUGCAGGAGCAGCGCAUGGCUUUUAACAUUGCAGAAGCCUUCAAGGAUGUGUCAGAGCCCAUUGUGUUCCUACAGCAGAUGCAGGAAUUUAGGGAAAAAAUUAAAGUCAUCAAGGAGACCCCUCUGCCUUCCUUUAAUUUGCCUGUGAACCCUGUAUUUAAGAACUUUGAUACCAGUCAGUGGGAGGAAAUAAAACUAGUAGAUGUAGACAAAAUGUCAUUGCCUCAAGAGACUGUCCCAUUCACCAAUAAGAUUCCCUGGAGCUUUUAUCAGAUAUUUGUGGUGCUCUGUCUUGUUGGCCUUCUUGUUUACUUUACUCCUACAGGGUCUCUGGAUGGGUCUUUAUUUGAUGAUUUCUCACUUUGGAAAGCCCAUCUUUCCAGGUUCAGCUCCUGUUAUCUGACUGAAUCAGUAGAAUUUGCAGAUCAAGCAAUUUUAUACUGGGAGCAGGUGGUAGAUGGGUUUUCUGUUUUCAGUGAAAAGUUCAAGAAUUAUACUUUGGUGUUGCUGAAUGGUAUGGCAGAAUUUGUUUGCAAAUAUAAACUGUUAUAAAAAAUCUGUUGCAAGUAUACAAUCCUAUUUCUGUCUUUUGUCUCUGGCAGAACUAACCUACAACCUGUGAAAAACAUUAAAAAAAUACUUAAACACAAGCUUUAAAUUAGUGUUUCAGUUGGAAUAACUUCUGGUAGAGAUAGCUUUAUACAGAAGGAUUCCUAUGGAACAACAUUCUGUGCACAUGAUAGAAUCUUGAAGUAUCACUUCUCUUAAAAACUUUUUUUUAAAGUAGACCUCCCCCCAAGUUGCUUUGUUUGCCUGUGACAAAAACGGAAAACAAAGAAAACUUAAAUGAUCUAUAACAUUUUGUACAAAUUGCACUUCUGCAGUAUAAACUAUUUCACAAUCAUUUAGGAAAGGUUGCUUUUGGAAAGUGGUAUUUUUUUCUAUUGAUGUGAUAUCUCCAAAACAAGACAAUUUCUAAGAGCUGAACUCAUUUGAUUUCCCAUUUUUAAAAAAAUCUAGUGACGGUCCAUUUAUUUUUGAAUCUUUGUGUUAAUUAAAAUAACUAGUUUACAUUUCCUUUUGGGGGGGGGGACAAGACAUUUUCCCCCUUAAUAAUUUAAUUUGUCCAUGACAGACUCUGUCUUAUAUGCUUAGAUGUCUUAAAGUGUCAGAGCCUGUGAGAUUUAGAACUAUCCUUGAAAAUGUUAGGUUUUUGAGAUACCAAUUUUAGAUCAUUUUUUAAAACUCCAGUUUUUUACCUUUGCUAUGUCCCACAGUACUUAAAAAAAAGUUGUAGGUUUCUGAAGUUAAAUUCUGGGAAAUUACUUUUACAUUCUUGUUUCCCUUGGGAUCAGAACUCUGCAGAUAAAGACGAAGGUAAGAAAUAGGCCUGACGUAUGGUUGGAGCAGCAAUCUCUUCUUGAUAUCACUGGCAGGUAAAUGCCUUUAUUUCUGUAUUUCAAGUGGACUAAAAUGUCAAGGCAGCCGAAGUACUCAAGUGAAUCCUCAAACUUAAGGAUAUAGCUUUUUUGGUUUUGUUUUUAAGAGAAGGUAUAAGGCUAGUUAGUCCCUUGCUGUGACAAAUGAAAUAUAACCUGUCAGCAAGUACUGUAAAAAACACUUAGUUAUCAGGCAAACACUGCCCUACUGGCUGGAAUGAAAACACUGUUGUCUGUUCUUCUGCAGAGCACAUCGUUGGCCAGUUACCCAGAAGAAUAAAAAGUGGGCUUUAUCUUGAAACUGCUUUGUUCUACCUGAGCAAUAACGAUGCAGAAUAUACUGCGUUAACUGGAAAUUAAUUUAUUAUUUUUAAAAACUAAAAUUUCAUGCCAAUGAGGAUAACUUUGUCCCUUUUUAUUCAUUAGCGGUAGAGUUGGUACAGAAGAGGUAGAGAAGAAAGAGAAGCCAAAUCAAGAUGGUUAAGAUGCAGAAUUUUCUUUAGGAUGUGGGUGAAAUUUAGGGAAUUAUAAUCAGGAUAAAGUACUGGCUGCUUCUCACCUAAAUAUUGUGGUCUAACACUGAUUUUAAUUAGAAGGUAUCAGUUCAUUUUACACUGGAUUAUAAACAGUUACACAGACAACUUGCACUCUCAUUUCUUCUAUGAUUCCAUUGCAUCUGUGAGAAUAUAUUUAUCUUUUUAUACAAAUGGUUUAGAAUAUUUUUAAAAUUGUUAAUUCUUUUAAACAAAUCUUAUUACUAUUUCAUAUUAUGUUGAAGAUAAUCUUGUAUCCACAUACUUUUUAAUAGAGUGAAGGAGAAAGGGUUAAUGAGUUCAGGUAGAAAUUUUUCUAAAGUAUCUUGACAGCAUUCCAAAAGUACUCAGCCGUUCCACCUUUCAUUUCCUAUACUGGCAGUUACCAAGCAACUUGACCCUGCAAACAAUGCUGCUGGAUAUAGUAUUUACUUUGCUACUGUUACCUGGGAAUCUAAUCUUGUUUGUUGCUUUACAGUUUAGAAAUAGCCAGUUCAGAAAGGCAAACUCCUAGUUUUUAGCCUCUUGUUGGAAGCAUAAAGAGAAUGAGUAGUCAGGAACUGGUCACUUUGAACGUAGGAGGAAAGCCAUUCACAACACGGCUUUCCACCAUACGACAAUUUCCCAGGUCUCGGCUGGCACGCAUGUUGGACGGUCGGGACCAAGAAUUCAAGCCUGUGAAUGGCCAAAUUUUUGUGGACAGAGAUGGGUCCUUGUUCAGUUACAUACUGGAUUUCCUGAGAACUCAACUGCUUUCCUUGCCCACUGACUUUUCAGAUUAUCCAAGGCUACGAAGGGAGGCCAGUUUCUAUGAACUUGAUUACCUGGUUGAGCUUCUUGAUCAAGAAUUGCUAAAACCUAAGCCAGAAAUUUUAGAGGUGCGUUUUAUGUGCCAGGACACUCGAGCCUUUUUCCGGGUCUUUGGCUCCUCUAGCAGCACCAUCGAGACACUAGCUGGGCGGAUUACAGUGUUUCUAGAGCAGUCCUCUACUCAGACCUGGAGCUGUAGCUCUUCUGCUCAGAUGACCUUGCCUCCAUUCCCACCACAAAGACCUUCAUACCAUGACCUGGUUUUCCAGUGUGGCUCUGAUAAUACGACUGGGAACCAGGCCGAGGCUAGGUAUUCUGCUCCAUUUCAGUAUCAGUAUGCCUCCUUAACCUCUACUCUUCUUUUUUUGGCUGAUUCUUUGACACUUUUUUCUUAAUCAAAACAGGAUAAUUAUUUGCCUAGAAAAAUUGUUCUUCAAAAUGGUGUUUUGGGACUACUAACAAGAUGUGAGUGAAAUAGGGUUAUCAAUUAUUCCAUUGCCAAUUGGAAAUUUUAUUUUCUUAACAGAAAUUCCUUUAAUUCAACCCAUUAUUUCCCCCAAGUAUUCAGAUUUUACUGGUUUCUCCUUUUUAGUACUUCUAAGGGCAAAUGUUUCUAUUCCAGUGGCAGUUCCCCCCCCAUAUUUCAUCUUUGGCAUUUGGCUUCUCAAUUAUCUUGGAAUAUGUUAAUGAUGGUAUGUCAACGUAUUAAAGGCAGUUUUGUGACUAUUUUUUAGUGCUUAGUUCUUGACAGGAUCCUAAAGCUGGCUUCCAAUAAAUUGCCACAGAAAGGCUAUUUAAUAGCCAUAAUAAUUAAUAUGGUCAUAAAGCUUGCUUAAAGUUCUUAGUACUUUUCAUAUCCCAGUGUUAAUAAAGAUGUAUAGUGGCAUUUCUUUUUUGGAAAAUAUGAGUAGAUUUGUCCUCUGCUGAUUGUUUAAAAUGUAUAUGUAAAGAUAUAUUAGCAUGUUAUUGAGUAUUGUCCUAAGCUUUGAAGCUUAAUAUCAAGAAGGGUAAUCAUUCUUAGUUUAGAUCUUGGUAUCACUAUCUUAAUCGUGAGUGGGUGGCUAAUGAUUACACUAAGGAAGGGAUAUGUUAAGCUUUUAGAUUUUGGUGAAGAAUUAAUAUUUUGAAAUCUUUUUUAAAAAUUAGAGGAAUAAGAAUAAAAAUUAGGAAUGUUUUAGCAGAAAUAUUCCAGGAGAGCAAAAAAGAAGAGUUUGGACAAAUUAUAGGCUUUGGGUGCACAUUUGCAUAGCACACAGAUUUUUUUUUUUAAUAAAUUGCAAUGAAAAAAGCUGACAGGCAAAAUAAAGAAACUUAAGAUGGGAACCAGAGAUGGUCAGGCAUUGCCAAAUGAAAUACUUCUGUUUCUUAGUUGGGUUUUUUUAGCGUCCAGGCUAGUUUUUAAGUCUGAGGGUGAGAAUAGCAUUAAAAUCUUUAUAAGUCUUGUUAUUUUUAGAUAGUUACAUCACUAGAGUCUAUUGAACAAAAGUAUUGAUUAGCUGAUCUUAUAAAUUUCUUCUUAGCCAAGUGAUAUUAGAUCUUCUUUAAAAUGGUAUUUGUGAUCCUGUUUCUAGCAACAAGCAGGAGAGAGGCUGGUACAGGGAAAAGACUGCUAGGUUGGCAGUGAGGGGACCAGACCUCAUCUGCAAAAUGAAAGUAUUGGACUAGAUAACCUCAAAGGUCCCUUCUGGUUCUAAAUCUAUGAGCCUGUCAUUACCAUAUAAAUGCUUUUGAUCUAUGUAUGAAUGCUAACUUCAGAGAAGGUAUAUAACCUGAAUAAGUGAACAUAUUGGGAUCUUUGAUGCUAGGAUGAAAAACCUGAACUUAGAACGUUAUCGUGCUAGUUUGUGCUAGGCUUUCCACCGUCCAUACUUAAGAAUCUAUUCUUAAUCUCUGUGCACUUCUUGCAGCUUAGAGUGGGAAUGCUGGGAGAGCCUAGAUCUUUCUUCUAUCACCUCUAAUCAAAAUGCCUGGUGAGGGACAGAGAGGAAAAGGGCCAGUUUUGGUCUGACUUUUUGACUGAAAAAGAACCACUGAAAGCCCAUUGGAUUUGGUAGCCAUCAGCCUAGGUAGGGUAUAAUCUAGAGAUACAAAACUUCUGUUACUCUAAUGAUCAAUAAUCCUAUUCAAAUCAUGUGUUAGGUCAGUUUCUUGAAAGCAUUAAUAUUCUAUUUGAAUUUGCUACUUCCUAGUAGCUGCAACUCAUGUGGCUUAAGUCCAACCUAAUUUCAUAGGAUCUUAGGUAUUCUCAUCUGUAGCUUUUAUCCUGUGUCACCUGGUUUCAUAAAAAUUAUGGCUCAAUGAGAAAUGUGUAAACCUUAAGAAUUUUUAUUUUAAGAAAUAGCAAAUUGUUUUUAUUUUACAGAAUAUACCUCUUUAUUUUUCUUAUGGUGCCUUGGAAUCUUUUUACCUCUGGCUUUUGGGGGUGGGGGAAGGGGGAGGGAAGAUGCUUCACAUGGAAUCAUGUUCUUUGAUUCAGCUUUUCUUGGUAAGUUAUACUACUUUGUAAUUGUUUACCUUGUAUUGUAUAUAUGACAUAGAACAUAGUUCUUUGAGAUGUUCUAAUGAGUUGUUUUGUUUCUGAAUGUGUUUUUUAUAUUUUAAAUGUACACUAGGUUAUGUUUUGGACUUUGGGAAUAGAGGGAAAUACUUUUACUAACAUUGAGGGAAGUUGUAAGUCAUUUUUUCAAUAAACAGCUUGCUUUUGGUAGAGAAA
This is a messenger RNA of Monodelphis domestica (gray short-tailed opossum), 6545 nucleotides long. RefSeq names its product tripartite motif containing 13 (gene TRIM13). NCBI's taxonomy places the organism in Eukaryota, Metazoa, Chordata, Mammalia, Didelphimorphia, Didelphidae. Gene Ontology annotation, molecular function: zinc ion binding. The record is from RefSeq and is a predicted model, not a curated record.